GGGAUAGAGGUGCCGGACCAGGACCCGUUGAUGCCAAGGUUUGACCACGCAGUGAAGGUUUACAUUGGGAGGAAAAGGGAAGGCGAGUCUGACUCGUGAAGCUGUAGGGAAGCCUGGAGCUAGAGCGCAGGCACUGGGUAGAUGGGUUUUGCCGGUGUAGGGGGCUGCCCCCUCGAGAGCGAGGUGCCCAAAGACCCCUGUUGAUAAACACGGUACGUUGCCGGGCCGCCCUAACUCCCGUAGGUCCAGGCUGUUGCUACCAUCAAGGAGCUGUUUAUGGAGCCACCUCCCCACGGACCAGCCUCCAGUGUCCCUAUCUACUCUCCCUACAACCAAAGCUCAUGAGGCCUUCCCUCCAGGGUUCUCAGCCUAGCUGGCCCUGGGAAGCUCGAGCUGGGGAAUGCUAACCAGCACGCAGCUCUCGCCGCUCCAGCCUUGAGGGGAAGUCAGUGAUGGAUACGGAUACUCUCUCCAACCUGGCAUCGAAACAGUUAACUAACCUCCAGGUCCACAGAGCAACCUUCUACAGGGGCCAACCCUCCGCCUUUGCGGGAGGAGGAGCCGUUGCCGGUUCAGUGUUUUCAUUGGUGAGUGUGAUCGGGGCCUUCCAGGACCCACCAAUCCAGGAGCAGGAAGGCUUCACCAUGGGCCGGACCGUGGUCGUGCUGGGCGGAGGGAUCAGCGGCUUGGCCGCUAGUUACCACCUGAGCCGGGCCCCUUGUCCCCCCAAGGUGGUAUUGGUGGAGGGCAGCGAGCGCCUGGGAGGCUGGAUCCGCUCGGUACGAGGGCCAGAUGGUGCUGUCUUUGAACUUGGACCUCGAGGAAUUCGGCCGGCGGGAGUCCUGGGAGCCCGGACCCUGCUCAUGGUUUCCGAGCUUGGCUUGGACUCAGAAGUGUUGCCUGUCCGGGGAGACCAUGCAGCUGCCCAGAAUAGGUUCCUGUAUGUAGGUGGCGCCCUGCACGCCCUGCCCUCUGGCAUCAGGGGGCUACUCCGCCCUUCACCUCCCUUCUCCAAACCUCUGUUUUGGGCUGGGCUGAAGGAGUUGACUACGCCCCGGGGCAAAGACCCUGAUGAGACUGUGCACAGUUUCGCCCAGCGCCGCCUUGGUCCUGAGGUAACACCGCCCAGAAGCCCCCAAAUCCCUCCCCUCCUAAACCAGCUGCAGAUCCCCAUACUCAAACCUUCCACUAGGGCCUCUUCUGUAUCAUCUGAAAACGCCCUCUUCUCUUCAUACCCAGUAGUCCCCCCAAACUCAGUGUUGGGGGUGAAUGCCUUCAUUUCCUUUCCAUCUUUCUGUAAUAGUGGGACUGCUUUCCAACCAAACCCCACCCCACCCCUAUUCUCUGCCAAGCAGGGACAGUGGAAAUUAGUGCAACUUAUUCCUUGGCCUCUCAAUCCCAGUCUCACCCUUAAGGUGGCGUCUCUAGCCAUGGACAGUCUUUGCCGUGGAGUGUUUGCAGGCAACAGCCGUGAGCUCAGCAUCAGGUCCUGCUUUCCCAGUCUCUUCCAAGCUGAGCAAACCCAUCGAUCCAUAUUAUUGGGGCUGCUGCUGGGGGCAGGGCGGGGCCCACAGCCAGACUCAGCACUUAUUCGCCAGGCUCGGGCUGAGCGCUGGAGCCAGUGGUCACUCCGUGGAGGGCUGGAGACAUUGCCUCAGGCCCUUAACACCCACCUGACUAGUAGGGGUGUCAGUGUUCUCAGAGGCCAGCCAGUCUGUGGGCUCAGCCUCGAAGCAGAAGGGUGCUGGAAGGUGUCUCUAGGGGACAGCAACCUGGAGGCUGACCACAUUAUUAGUGCCAUUCCAGCUUCAGUGCUCAGCAAGCUGCUCCCUGCUGAGGCGGCACCGCUGGCUCGCGCUCUGAGUACCAUCACUGCUGUGUCUGUGGCUGUGGUGAAUCUGCAGUACCGAGGAGCUCGUCUGCCUGUCCAGGGAUUUGGACAUUUGGUGCCAUCCUCAGAAGACCCAGGCAUCCUUGGAAUCGUGUAUGACUCAGUUGCUUUCCCUGAGCAGGAUGGGAGUCCCCCUGGCCUCAGAGUGACUGUGAUGUUGGGAGGUUCCUGGUUACGGACAUUAGAAGCCAGGGGCAGUGUCUUAUCUCAGGAGCUGUUCCAAAAGGAGGCAGAGAAAGCAGCUGCCACUCAGUUAGGACUGAAGGAGCCACCAAGUCACUGCUUGGUCCAUCUACACAAGAACUGUAUCCCCCAGUAUACUUUAGGCCACUGGCAAAAACUGGAGUCAGCUACCCAAUUCCUGGCUGCUCAGAAGCUGCCUUUGACUCUGGCUGGAGCCUCGUAUGAGGGGGUUGCUGUCAAUGAUUGUAUAGAGAGUGGGCGCCAGGCAGCAGCCCGUGUCCUGGGCACAGAACCUAACAGUUGAUCCUCAAACCCCACUUCUUCCUGCCCCUGCUCACAGGGAUUCUCUCACCCAUGAAAAUAAAAGAUGCUGGAGCGUG
Molecule: messenger RNA, 2454 nt
Organism: Globicephala melas (long-finned pilot whale)
Lineage: Eukaryota; Metazoa; Chordata; Mammalia; Artiodactyla; Delphinidae
Gene: PPOX
Product: protoporphyrinogen oxidase
Biological process (GO): porphyrin-containing compound biosynthetic process
Molecular function (GO): protoporphyrinogen oxidase activity, oxygen as acceptor
Source: RefSeq, a predicted model, not a curated record